AUGAAACCUCCUUCUCAACCGGUUAAGAUAAAGAGUGCUCUGAAGAAAUUGAAGCCUACACUGAAUGACAACUCGACUUCACGGUCUCCUUUUUAUUGUGAGCAUGUCGAUAAAAAAUUUCCCGACUCACCAACUCCUAAAUCUCAAAAAUCUCAAAUAAGUUCAAACAAAGGAGCUCGCAUAAGCAAACCGCCUCCGACACCUAUUCCACUAAAAAUUCCAUUCAUCGAAGAGAUGCCUGUUCCAUCGAAAAUUCUAUUCAUCGAAGAGAUGUCGGUUUUUAUGCAUCCUUACAUCGAGCGGAUCGUAGAUGUUGUGGGGGACAGCAAUUGCGGUUAUCGAGCCGUCUUGGCGUUGCUUGGUAACGGAGAGGAUAACCAUACGCUUGUCUGUCAUCAACUCAUCCAAGAUUUGAAGAGGCAUAAAGAAACGUACAUGCGGUUAUAUGGAGAGGAAGCUAAAUUUGAAGUGGUUAACGAAGCUCUUGUUCCUAGGAUGGGUGCUUACGCACAUGGAUGUGAUUCGCUGAAAUAG
Messenger RNA from Vicia villosa (hairy vetch), 534 nucleotides. RefSeq lists its product as uncharacterized. NCBI's taxonomy places the organism in Eukaryota, Viridiplantae, Streptophyta, Magnoliopsida, Fabales, Fabaceae. The coding region runs from base 1 to 534 and encodes 177 amino acids. The transcript has a single exon. The record is from RefSeq and is a predicted model, not a curated record.